AAAAUAGGUUAAGGAUACAAAAUGCUCUGGUCACACUGCAGAAAGGAAAUAUCACCAGUCAUAGCACGUGUGUGAAAAGGCAAAGUUGAAAAUUGUGAUUGCACUUGGCAUUAAAGCUUCUUCGAUUUGAGAAAACACCAUUCCAAUAAAGCAGCAAGAUGAGUACAGUCGCAAGCAACGAUCAGCACGAGGACACCGGUGUGUUGCCGAUGCCCGGCACGGGCAGCCCCAGCUCCCAGAUCCAGCAGAGGGGCAAUGGCGCGAUCGUGCCCAGCUACGAGCGUGCUACUGACGGCGAGCAGAGCGAGGCGCAGGCUUCAGCUAGCUGCACUGCAGUCGCUCUGGGUCCGUCAGGUGUUGCCGACGUAGUGAAUGGGUCAUCAUCUGUGAGCAGCCCCGUGCAGCCGUCCUGGAUGUGCUCCGUCGCCAGGUCCCAGGACAAGAAGUGCGGCAUUUGCUUCGAGACGAUCAUGGAAAAGGAGGGAGGAGAUAAGCGUUUCGGCAUCCUGCCCAGCUGCAACCACGUGUUCUGCUUCCAGUGCAUUUCCACAUGGCGUCAGGGCAAGCAGUAUUCCUAUCAAGUGACGCGAACUUGCCCCGAAUGUCGCGUUUGGUCUAACUUUGUAUGUCCCAGUGUGGUUUGGGUGGAUGAAAAGGAGGAGAAGGACCAGCUCAUCAAUGAUUACCUCGCCGCUUUGAGUGCAAAAGACUGCAAGUACUUUAAAAAAGGAAAGGGCGUGUGCCUCUUUGGCAACAAGUGCUUUUACAAGCACGCUUUGCCCGACGGACAACUCAUCGAUGCGGGAUUGCCGACCUAUGCUCAUUGGCUACCGAUUCCACCUGAUUUUAUGGGGUUAGCCAAUUGGUUUGUUGCUGAUUACAGUAGUUCCGACGACUCCGAUUUCUCGGAUUUCUCGGAUUCCUCGGACGAAAACUAGACUGCCAAAACUGGAGGAGAUAGGAAAAAGCACCAAGUCGUUUCAGUUGGCUUACAUCACAAUCAUUCACCACUUAAUUCCAAGAAUUUUGAGGCACUUUUUACUUGCAUUCGAUUUCCAU
This is a messenger RNA of Drosophila simulans, 1059 nucleotides long. Its product is annotated as E3 ubiquitin-protein ligase makorin. Gene Ontology annotation, biological process: protein polyubiquitination. NCBI's taxonomy places the organism in Eukaryota, Metazoa, Arthropoda, Insecta, Diptera, Drosophilidae. Gene Ontology annotation, molecular function: ubiquitin protein ligase activity; metal ion binding. The transcript is spliced from 2 exons. Bases 159 to 938 code for a protein of 259 amino acids. The record is from RefSeq and is a predicted model, not a curated record.